UCACAGAGCCCGCCCCCUCUCCCUCUCUCCCCGGCAGCCUCCGCCUCUCUUCCCUGGUCUGUCUUCCACACCGCUGUUGUUGCAGCCAUUUUACCGUGGAGCGUCGGCACAGCCGCGACCGGAGGAUGCGGAGACAGCACCGUUAAAAGGACUACAAACAUGGCUGACACAGUGCGAGGUCCUGUGGUCGGCCGGCCAUUGGCAUUCGCCAAUGAAGAGCGGAGGGCGGUUCACUCCUGGUCCCGAAUUUCGUCAGCGGGGCACAACGUCCUCCUGGAUGCUCUAAAGAUCCUCAGCCCGAUGUCACGUGACCUCUCGAGCACCGAGGAGUUGGUCACCUUCUUGCAGGAGCUGAGCGAGGAGGGUCACAAGCCCACCGUCCUGCGCAGCAAGGACGUGUACGGCUACCGCUCCUGCACAAAUCAACCCUUGACUGAAGACAUGCUGAGGCCACCCAACAGGAAUGUCAGACCCACCGCCAAGAGAAGGGGACGGAGGGGCCUGGCCAAGAAAAGAGAGGUUCAUCCGUCCUGGAACACUUCUGAGAGGAGCAACCCCAGGAUUCAAGGGGUCCGCCCUCCAGAGCUGCUGGUGGACCAUCACUCCAUUGUCUGCAGCAGGACCCCCAUUCGGACUGUAGAGAUGUCGCAAGCACUGCAGGUGCAGCCGUGUCUUAGACUGACCAAUAUUGAAGGCCUGUCGGGCUUCCACACAGCCAGACUCCAGAUCCACACUACCUGGGACUCGUCCUCUGAGGCGCCCUCUGUUGCCUUUUCACAGCAACAGCAUCCACCAACGCUUUCAGGAAUACCUUCGCAGCCUUCUCAGAACGGUGGUGGGGCGCCCACCAAAGCUGUGGCCUUGUUCAGCCAGAAGAGCCUGUCCUGCCCCAUCCGACUCGACGGCGCCCUCAUCGGAGAUUCUGCACCUGUCUUCUAUGCUAAUGGCAGGGCGUUUCCACAGACUCACACAGAGCUGACCAGCAACGGCUGGAGGAGCAAUGGCUUCCAUCGGGACGGUCGGGGCCCCAAGGAACUGAACAUCCCGACUCGUCAGAGAACCAGCUGGAAAGACAAGAACAGUUUUAGAUGGAAAGUCAUAAAGGUGGACGACUCUCGUUCGGUGGCUGAGGCCCGCAGAAAAGCGCAGAAGAUCCUACAGGUCAAUCUGUCCCCAGUGAUUCAGAUCCAACCUCUCAACCAUGUGCUGAGAGACUUCAGAUACCAGAAUAAGUGACUAUUUCCCCCCAAACCCACACACAUCGUGUCCUUUAGCAGAUGUAGUGUUUUACAUCCAUUAGCCUCUACCUGGCUGAGCCCAGUGAUCAUAGCAGACGUCUUACGUGGGUUUUUUGCGAUCUCCGCUGGGUGCUGGAGUUAGAGGAGUUAGAGUCUGUCUGUGGAAAAUCUGGUUCCUGACAGGGGCACUCGGGAUUGAAAGGCAUUCAAAGUUAAGUGAUGCUUUUCCUAGCAGGCUGGGAAAUGACUAUCGGGCGAAUGCUGGUACAUAUUCACUGUCAACAUUAGUUUGUUACACAGUACUUCAACCAACCAUCAUUCUGCUUUGAGUUGACUGGCGGCUAGCCAAUGUUGCUGAUGAAUCAAUGGACCCAGCAUCCACUGUGGCUGUUAGGACCUGUAAGGUGCUGGGUGUGGCUUGCAGGUGUUGGAAGAGUUUUUAUAACUCACUUGAAGUAAAGCACCGUUUGUUAAAAAGUAUGUUUUACUUGUAGCGCUUAAAAACAGUGCUUUCACUCUGCGGUGCCCUAUUUUCCACUGGAAAGGAGGAGGAAAUGAAGCUAGUGGUGGGAUAGGACAAUCCCAUUUCAUGCCCAGAUGUACUGGUGGAUGAGCAAGGCAAGUUUGGAAAGUCUUCAGAUGAGCAGAUUUGGUGGUUGGUUGGUUCCAGCAAAAUAAAUAAACUAAACUAAAAGAGGGAAAAAGAAUAAAGUGUUAAGUUUGUCUUCCUUUUUUGUAUUUUUGUUGUGUUUCCACUGGAAAUCAGGAAGGCUCUGGGAGUGAGUACAGCAGGGAAUCGAACCCACAGCACACAGAGAUCAAUACCUGACAGAUUUGUUUGAACUAUAGACCUUCACAAAGUGUUCCUUUGGUUUAGUUUAUCCACACAUGGAGAAAAAAGACGGAUUAUAGAGUAUUUCUGAUUGUUGGGAAUAUUUGACAUCUUACAGUGACAAAACAUGAAUCAAUAUAAGCAGCUGCAGAAAACGGUGAGUGACUUCUGAAAUUAAUCCUCAAAUCUUUAUUAUGAGAAAACAUUGAGAAUUCUGAGGUAUAAGAAAUCUCAAAAGACUUCACAUUUUCUGAUUAUUAAACUUCAUCUCAGAAUACUGUUUUUACAAAUACCUGAUUGUAAUUUGAGAGUUUAUUCUCCAAAUUAUGGCUUUUUCCCUCAAAAUUUUUCCAUUCCAUGAUGUGGCCUUGGGCCACCUCCAUAAGUUCAGGAUGUUUUACAUAUACGAAUAUGAAACAUCAAGACGUGCACUCGGGUUGCAUAAAUACCAUCAACUGCUGGUCUGAUUCUGCUCAAGAUUUAGUUUUGUCUGAUAAAUUUCUGUCCUUCACAGGCAACCAACUGUCAGUCAGAGUCCUGAUGUAAGACAUUUGUUUGGAAAGAUAUUUCUGGUGAAAUUCGGUAACUUGAGCUGCAGGCCUGUUUUGUCCCUGACCAGUUAAAUUUUUAUUUUUAGUUUCAUCUCCUAUCAGAGCUCGCUUGCGCUCUGCUCUGUUGAGUUGAUACCAAGUACUGCCCAACAAAAUCUACUUUAUAGUUUUCUUUAAUUCAUCAGCUGUGAUUAAACUGUUGUGACCCUCCUUAAAACUAAAAAAAAUGAAUGCACUUUGAGAGCAUGACAGUGAGUCAUUGCCACCUGUUCUUGAUCAUGAAAGUCAUUAAUAUUUUUAUUUGCUGCAGUAUAUUGGAAAUAAUCUCUUAAAUUUGGUUUGACUUUCUUAGAGCCCAUGCUGGUUUUUGCUACAGGUGCUAACUUGGCAAUGUUGGUGCUGAAUUAAAUGAAGAAUGUCAUUUUGUUUCUCCUCUACUAGUUCAGAUUGGAGCAUUUAAGAGUAGUGACUUCCUGUGAGUUGUUCUCUGAGCGACUGAUAGUGCUGCUGCCCCCUGCAGGUUUGGGAUGAGCAUGCCAAACCGCCUUGUGUGCUUUCCAAAGGGUUUCUACUGUGAGGAAACGCCUGAAUUCAUUUUAAUGUUAUCAUCUGUGAAAAAUUCCUCUGUAUUCCCCUGAAAAAAUUGUUUGAGAUGUUUGGGAAAACCACAUUCCACGACAUAAAUACAUUAUUGAGUGCUAAUGUUUAUUUUUGGCCUCAGAAACAGUAGUUUGACCAAGAAAAAAAAUCUUGUCUUGCUAGCUUUUUUGGAGCUUUUACUGAUCUCAAGCCCAUUAGAUACAGAUAAAAACUCUGCGAAUAGCCAGUAAGUGGACCUUGAUAUUAUGAAUAUUGACUAAUUUAUCAGUCAGAUCUCUUGAGGUCCAGGUAAAACAGCUAAACCACCAUUAGGUCAGUAAAUAAGGUCUUAUGUUUAAAAAAAACCAUGAAAAAGAUACAAUUAAAAAUAAAAACUGGAUUUUCAAACAUUUGUUUCAGGUUUAAAUGCUGUGCGGUCUGUUGCGGGCCACUUAGUAUAAAGAAUUAAUCAGAUUUAGUGUGGAAAUCUGUCCUUUCAGUUUUGAAGGCCAUGCACUAUUCUCGAAUUAGAAAACUCUUCCUGUUGAAACUGACACCACAUCAGUGUUUGAUGUUCGGCUUUACAGAUUUCCACAUCUCUGUUCUGGUGAAUUUUACGUUCUCGAUGAGUCUCUUGGUUUCCUCUCGCCCCUCUCCGAUUUGUCUGUACGCAUUCAUGUUCACCCCCUCCGACAAUUCCCUUUUGUAGAUCUUUCUGUUAGUCUUGUUUGUGCAACACUUGUAUAAUAUUGUAUUUCCUACAUGAUCUUUGAAAACUUUUUGUUCAAUA
Molecule: messenger RNA, 3990 nt
Organism: Xiphias gladius (swordfish)
Lineage: Eukaryota; Metazoa; Chordata; Actinopteri; Istiophoriformes; Xiphiidae
Gene: ccdc71
Product: coiled-coil domain containing 71
Exons: 2
Coding region: 160-1236 (358 amino acids)
Source: RefSeq, a predicted model, not a curated record